Messenger RNA from Zootermopsis nevadensis, 3421 nucleotides. RefSeq names its product zinc finger MYND domain-containing protein 11. Lineage: Eukaryota; Metazoa; Arthropoda; Insecta; Blattodea; Termopsidae. The record is from RefSeq and is a predicted model, not a curated record. Gene Ontology annotation, biological process: regulation of transcription elongation by RNA polymerase II; regulation of signal transduction. Gene Ontology annotation, molecular function: transcription corepressor activity; DNA binding. Gene Ontology annotation, cellular component: nucleus.
AUCUGUGUUGAGGAUAGACUAUAGGCGUCGCUAAUAUGAACUUAUAAAUCCAUUUACAUAUAUUUCGUUCUCUUUGGUGCGUGCGAAGGAGUUGCGAUCUGCUACAAGAUUAAUAUUUUUACAAGGAUUAGCUUGUGAUAAGAUGUUUUAUGUUGAUUCCGACACAUUAUAUGCAUUAUUAUUAUUAGGCACAAUUUUGGAAUAUGUGUUAGGAUAAAAUCCACACGUAAGACAUUAUGAUUUUAGUGGUGUAAAUGUCCUUUGUUAAACAGGUGUACGUUAAGAUAUUCUGCUGGAUUCAGCAAGUGCGGUGUUUGUCUUUGUUUAAUGCGAGAUUUUAAAUUUGAUAAAAUACAUUUAUGUUUUUAUAAAUGGAAAGUAGUAGGGGCAGUUCGAAGUCUCGAGAACAAGGGUGACAAUUAUUGCUUUAUUCCAAUUUUUUAAUACAUGCUAUAAACAAGCAGAAAAGUGUUUAAAUGGUAAACGUGCAUCAGUAAUGUUUUGUUGAGAGUCAUAAUAAAUCGUUUCGUGAAGAAGGGCCUUUUAAUGAAACCGGCAUUUGUUUAGUCUUUUGAAAUAGUACAACAUGAAUAAUAAAAUAACCAAUAAAAACCUUUUCUCAGCCAUGUCUCGCCGUAGAGUUGCCUGCCCUCAGAUCACACAGCAUCUUUGGGAUGCCAUCAAGAUAAUACGCAGUCAGCGACAGGUACCCAAUGCGACCCGAAUCACACGGUACAUGUCUCGUGUGCAUGGAGCCAAAGAAGAUGAGGUGCGGCGCCAGUUGAACCAUUGUGUUCGAGAUGGCUUGGUGCGGCUUAUCAAGAGGAUGGGAUUUAAGGGCUCAAAAAUAGGUGUUGAGCAAGAGGGCUACCGGCUACCACAAAACAUGUUGGUGAAGGAUGGCCAUGACUGGUACUGUUUUGAGUGCCAUGCAGGUGGUGAUGUGAUCUGCUGUACCAGUUGUUAUCGUGUGUACCAUGUGUCAUGUCUCGCUAAGGAAGAAGUGCUUCAAGAAGAUGUCAAAAACACGUUUAUUUGUCCAGUGUGCAAGAUGCAAGAGGCACAGAAAGAUUCCAAGAUGAAACCGAAGCGUCGACAGUUGAAUCAUCUGUUAGGAUUUACGUGCAUUCGUCUCAAAGAGAGGCUUCCUGCAACUAUAACAGACCGCCAGGUUCCAAGCAAGAACUCCUACAUAUCUGACCGUUCAGGGGCACUGAGUCAGCUGGCACAUCAGAGGAGAGCUAGCAGUAGUUCAAUUGGAAAUGACCAGCCAGGUGGCCUCAAGUGGGUGACGGAUGAUGCUGAUCUGUGGCGUGUGGAUUACCUCAUCUAUAGACCCAUGGACCUUCGCACGAUGGAGCUCAAGGCUUCCAACAACCAGUACCGCAGCCUCCAAGAGUUCCGUGCUGAUGCUGAGACAAUUGUUCACAAUGUCGUCAUUUACCAUGGAGUGCACAGUAGCCUAGCUGACACAGCAAGACAGAUGCUGCGGGACUGUAUCUAUGACUUACAGGAGAUACAGCAGUGCCGUGAUUGCUAUCGUGUCUCCAAUGAGAAGUCAGACAAACACUGGUUCUGUCAGCCAUGCCGCCCACCACAUCAGCUCGUGUAUGCCAAGCAGAAAGGUUUUCCAUACUGGCCAGCCAAGGUGAUCAGGAUAAGUGGGGAGCAGUAUGAUGUUAGGUUCUUUGGAGGACAUCACCAGCGUGCACUGAUUGAGAAGUCUCAUAUUCGCUCCAUAUCAGUCAACAUCCAGGCACUUCAGUUGAAGCGAACCUCCACUUUUAACAAGGCUUUUGAGGAAUUAAAACGCCACCAGGAUUUGUUGGAGAAAAUGCGCAACAAUGGACGUACUUAUCCUGACUCCAGCUCUGAAGAAGAAGAGGAGGAGGAGGAAGAAGAAGAUGAUGAUGUAGGAAAAGAAGAAGAAGAAGAAAAAGAGAGUGAGCCAGUGAAUCGGCCAUGUAAAUCAUCACGCCCCCAUAAAUCACAGGAGGCAGUGCGAGAGCACAAAAAGGUGAAGGUCCACAAAGAAAAGGCAGAGGAGGAAGCAGCAGCAAGUGAAGAAUUAGACGGAGGGGCAUCACCAGAAGAGGAAGAGGAAAGCUCCAUUUCAUCGACUAGCAAACCAGUCACAGACAUGACGAAGGAAGGGGUCUCCCAAGAAGACAUGGUGAGUUCAUCCUCUCAGGAGCCUCGUUCUCGUUCCAUUUCUGUGCAGACAUCACCUCGUCUCAUGAAAAAUGCAAAUAAAAGAUCAGCAGACAAACCAAGCACAGAUGUUAUUGACAAGUUACAAUGUGAAAUGGAGGCUGAGAAGCAGAGGGCAUUGCAAGAACUUCAGGAGCAGAUGCGGCUGGAGUUGCAGGAGCUGAAGGACAAGCACAAACAGACUAUUUCAGAGAUAAAGAAGAAACAGUGGUGCUACAACUGUGAAUGUGAGGCUAUCUACCACUGCUGCUGGAACACUGCAUACUGCAGCAUUGAGUGCCAGCAACUUCACUGGCAGAAAGAGCACAAGCGUGUCUGUCGUCGGAAGCGCUGAGGGAUGAAAGUACUCUAAAUGUAGGUGCCACAUGAACAGAAGUUGGAGGAAGGCAGUGAGCUCAGGAUUAAAUGUAUGUGUAAUAUGGAAUUAAUGCUGAAGUUAUCUUUUGUUGAAGGUUUUAUUUUUAGUUUGAUGCAAACUUAUGAUGGAGUGCAUAUAAUUGUUUCUGAGUUUGUAUGUACAGAUAUUCAGAAAAAGUGGUUAGCAACUACAGUCAGCCAUUCACUUCUUCAUUUAGCUUCAUGUACCAAUAGUCAAUACUAAUAGUUUGCCUCAUAAAACUCAAAACUUAAGUUUUUAAUAACGCAUGUAGGUACCACAGCUGACAGAUGACUAUUUUAAAACUCCAUGGCUCUGAUCUCUGCUACAUAGACAGUGACUAAGAAAUACACGAAGUUAUUUGCAGUUCUGUACACUUAUCUUGUCCAGUUGCAAGAAAAAGGAGCAUGUGAUUGAACAUACUGAUGGUACCUAGGAGGUCGUGAUAAUUUAUUUGCACUUCCUGGAUUGUUAUCUUGUUGAAGAUUGGUUGCACACUAAUUCACAGCUUGUUAAGCAGCCAUAAGUCUUGCGAGUGCUCGAGAUGCCUAGGCUCGGAAUUAUUUAGUGUUGUAUAGGCUCUGAAACAGACCUUUCUAUGCUUGGGGUAGUUGGUACACAUAUAUGUACCAUACCAUGCACUAAUAUACAGACGUAACAUUCAGUAGUUGAUCUUAAUUGAUUCUGAUUUUACUUCUCUAUGGGACAUGGUGGAAAAUUGCAAUACUUUCCAUUGAACAUUGCAUUUACUUUAUACCUGAUAUAUUCUUGACACUUGUUAGCUUAAACAUUUGAGUUGCUUCAGUUUGGUCAUCAUAUACAGUGAAACCUAUA